CAAGAGAAGUUCGCUUCUCUUGAAGUUGAACUUCCUCAUCUUGCGUGACGAGUGAAAUCAUGCAACUGUCACAUUUCCUUUCAUGGUCUCUGUUGUGUCCGGUCCGCACGCAUGUGUCUGCCUGUCUGUCUGUCUGAUGUAGCUCUUUAUGCAAUCAAACUUAAAACAGAAGAAAACACACACACAGAGAGGAAAUCUUCACACGACAGAGAACGACACAGAAUGUGUCGACUGGAGAUAAUCUUUAUGUUUGUGCUUCAGUCUCAAGGCCUCACAGGAGAUUCCGUCAGUCUCUUUCACAGACCUGGACAUGAAGCCCUUCUGCCGUGUGACACCGUGUCAGCUAAUGGUUCGUCGUGCUCCAGAAUACAAUGGUUACACGCAGAUCGACAGCUGCAGACAGUGACUUUGGUCAAGCAAGGAAAUGUAGUGAAGAGCAGCGUUCAAGCUGCCAGGCUGGACCUGAAACCCAACUGUUCUUUGCUCAUCAGCAACGUCACGGCCGAGGACGCCGGUCAAUAUGGUUGUCGACUGGAUGGAGACCCUCAAUCAGAACAAAGUGUGUUUCUGAACAUUUUGACAAUCUCUCUGUUAGAACCGGAUCCUGGACUAAAGAGCAGCGGUGAUGUGACGCUCCAGUGCUCUCUGUUAUCACGCGUCGGUUUCUCCUUUGGGGAGAAGAACCUCCGCUGGUUGGACGAGGCAGGGAACGCACUGUUUGGUGAAAGUGUGGAUCACAGGGACGAGUGUGUCUCUCAUCUGACUGUGAGCCGUCAUCAGAACACGAGGUACACCUGCCAGUUUGUUGACAAGAACAACAAGCUGAAGAUAGAGGGCGACUACCCGCUGGUUUCCAAGGACGCUGCCACAGACGCUGCAGAGUGGUCUCCUCUGAGCUUCGUCAUGUUGACUCUGCGUGUGUCAGUCCUGAUCCUGAUGAUUGUGAUCACGGUUCUCAUCAUCAUCAAAACACGAAAAGAAAAACAGGAUCCAAAAAGCCAAAGAGUGAUGGAAGUGAGCGUGUGAAACCACAAGUGAAAGCCUCCUCGUUGUUGAACCAUCUUUGAAUCUUUUUUUUUCUCUAAACCAAGAAAACCAAAUGUGUCUUAAAUAAUAAAUUGCUGUCCGUCACUGUCA
This is a messenger RNA of Solea senegalensis (Senegalese sole), 1137 nucleotides long. RefSeq lists its product as uncharacterized. Gene Ontology annotation, biological process: T cell activation; positive regulation of ERK1 and ERK2 cascade; interleukin-15-mediated signaling pathway. The coding region runs from base 112 to 1026 and encodes 304 amino acids. Gene Ontology annotation, cellular component: membrane raft; external side of plasma membrane. Gene Ontology annotation, molecular function: MHC class II protein binding; protein tyrosine kinase binding. The transcript is spliced from 5 exons. NCBI's taxonomy places the organism in Eukaryota, Metazoa, Chordata, Actinopteri, Pleuronectiformes, Soleidae. The record is from RefSeq and is a predicted model, not a curated record.